AUAGAUUCCAACGGCAAUCUUGUCUUGUCCCGCGAUCCGUUGUCGUCGACGACUAACUAUUUGAAACUGAAUUCGGAUCAGAACCAUGCCGAUCUUCACCAAAAUUGAGCAGAAGACUGAGCAAAUAUAAUCGAGAUCAGAGUUUGUCUCCUCCAAUACCCCAAACCAUUCUUCUUCACAUAUAUCCAUCCAUCCAUGGAGUCGUCGUCGUCUUCUUCACAGAAAUCAUCUUCUCUGCGAAUCCUAAUGUUCCCAUGGCUGGCUCACGGACACAUAUUUCCCUACCUCGAACUCUCCAAACGCCUCCUCAAUUACAAAAUAAGAAAUUCAUCAUCAUUCGACAUCCACUUAUGCUCCACGCCCAUUAAUUUCACCUCAAUCAACCAUUUCCUGCAAGCCCACAAUCUCCAGAACUCCAUUAACCUCAUCGAGCUUCACCUGCAGCAGCAGCAACAACAAUCUGCAGACAAUAGUAUUGAUCAACUAAUUCCUCCCCAUUACCACACCACCAAGAAUCUCCCACCCAAUCUCAUUCUACCCUUAAUCAAAGCCUUCCAGACUGCCAAAACCAGCUUUUCGCACAUCCUCGACACUCUAAACCCUAAUCUGGUAAUAUUCGAUGUUUUCCAGCCAUGGGCGGCCACGACUGCUUCCUCAAAAGGCAUCCCAGCCGUCCAUUUCUCCGUCGUCGGAGCAGCCACAAGAUCCUAUCUUCACCACCGCUACUCCCGCCACGACGACAAUUUCCCAUUCCCAGAGCUCUGUCUGGACAAUUUCGAGAGGCAAACCCUCGAUCACGCCGUCGAAUUCCUUCGCAAAAAUGUCUUCGGACACGAUCAAGAUGUCUACUUUCUCAACUACAAGCUGUCCACUGAAUUCGCUUUGCUGAAGACCACUGAAGCUUUCGAAGGUAAAUAUCUAACCUACGCUUCUUCUGCCCUCGACAAGAAGUUACUACCCGUUGGGCCCCUCGUCACACCCCCCAAAUAUGACGUCAUCGAGAACAGCAAGAAUUCAGACAUAAUCCGAUGGCUGAGCAAGAAAGAAGAACAUUCGACAGUUUACAUUUCAUUCGGGAGCGAACACAGAUUGUCGAAGCAAGAAAUCGAGGAAAUAGCAAAAGGGCUUUUGGUUUGCGAGGCUAAUUUCAUAUGGGUUUUAAGAUUACUGCCGCCAUUGAUGGAAGAUGAUGAGAAACAGGAAACCCUAAUUGAAGAAUUGUCACUUCCAGAAGGGUUUCUUGAUAGGGUUUCGGACAGAGGGUUAGUGGUGACAGAUUGGGCCCCACAGGCAGAAGUUUUAGGGCAUUCGAGCAUCGGGGCGUUCUUGAGUCACUGUGGGUGGAGUUCUGUGAUGGAAAGUUUGUAUUUUGGAGUUCCGAUUGUGGGGAUGCCAAUGGCGAUUAAUAUGUUUGUUGAUGCAAGAAUGAUGGUGGAUAAUGGGGUUUGUCUGAGGGUUAAUUAUGUGUCUGGUUCGAGGAAGGAAGAAGAAGAUGAUGAUGAUGAUGAUGAUGAUGAUGUUAAUGGUAUUAUUUGGUAUAGAGGGGAAGAUAUUGGGGAGGCCAUUGGAGAAGCGAUUGUGGGGAAGUUAGGGGAGAAGAUGAGGAAGAGAGUUGCAGAGUUGAGGUUGAAGAUGCAGAUGGAGGAGGAAGAAGCCAUUGCUGUGGUGGCCAAUCACCUAUGCCAGAUCUGCACCAGGAAUUAAAUCAUUAAUUAAAACAAAAUUAUUAUUAUUAUUAUUAUUAUUAUUUUUUUUUUUCCCACGAGUUUGGAAAAAAAUUGGUUUGAGGUUGGUAUGAAAAAAUGUUUGAUGGCAUAUUUUGUGAUCGGAAAAAAUAUAUUUUUUUCGAAAAACGCAAAGUAGAAAUAAUAAAAUUUGGAGAAACUUGGCUAAAGAAACAUACCA
This is a messenger RNA of Andrographis paniculata, 1905 nucleotides long. RefSeq names its product UDP-glucosyltransferase 29-like. The transcript is spliced from 3 exons. The record is from RefSeq and is a predicted model, not a curated record. Bases 196 to 1704 code for a protein of 502 amino acids. Gene Ontology annotation, molecular function: UDP-glycosyltransferase activity. NCBI's taxonomy places the organism in Eukaryota, Viridiplantae, Streptophyta, Magnoliopsida, Lamiales, Acanthaceae.